Platichthys flesus (European flounder) is the source of this 7082-nucleotide messenger RNA. Its product is annotated as mucin-2-like. The record is from RefSeq and is a predicted model, not a curated record. The coding region runs from base 269 to 6064 and encodes 1931 amino acids. Lineage: Eukaryota; Metazoa; Chordata; Actinopteri; Pleuronectiformes; Pleuronectidae. The transcript is spliced from 3 exons.
CUCGGCCUGUAGGGGCUGAACCUCAGCCAUCUCAGGUGGCCUGGAAUCCCCCGUCUGCCCCUGCAACACACACUGAAGGCAACAGUUUUAUUUUUGGAGUGGCCACGGGCACGGUGGCUCACUCCCUAAGGCUCUGGUUCACUCCAGGAUGAGACGGCCCUGUGGCACUCUGAGCCGGGAUUAACAAGCAGAGAGCAUUUUGUCCCGACAGCCGCUCGCCGAAGCCUGACCAGCUGAGCACAGCCUGUCCCCACUUUUGGAGUCAGACAUGCUGAUGGAAGUCAGCUACAGUAACGGGCUGGAGCCGGACCUUUCCCAGCAGUAUCCUCCGGCCUUGCUGCCAAAACCAGGCAAAGACAAUGCACGGCUUCAGAAACUCAAGAAGAAGAGAACCAAGAAAAAAGGCAUUCUCUCUCAGACGCCCGUCCCCUUUCGCUCCUGUUUGUCGCCUGUAAACGAAGCGAGCACGGACCUCGAGCACAGCGACCAGUCCAGCCCAUCGAGGACACCAGAAUCAGUCACUGCGGACUCAUCACUGUCCGGUUUCCCCUCAGGUUCCCGUUUCGAUCACUCUGCAUUUCCUCAUCCUCAGAUCAACCCCUACGGUCAAACUGGGAGCUUCCCCCCUCAGCCUUACACGGCUCCGAUCAGGGCUUCUGAGGAGCUGGUGGCUCCACUGUACGAGUGCUCCUCUUUAUUAUUCGAUGACGAAACCCCUUUCAUGAUGCCACCUUCAGCUUCACCAGCCACAUCACCACCUGAGCAGCUGCCCGCACUACCUCUUCAUUCUGCUUUUAAUUUAAACAAGACAACAAGUCCCCAUAGCUCAGUCACAACAGUCUCUGCUGCCACUGUGUUGCAAUCCAGCCCUAAAAUAUCAACUCACAGCCUGACCCUAUCCCCAGCUGCCCCCAACUGUGUCCCAGGCCCGGCACCUUCUCAAGUUGCAGACCUACCUCCUGUUCCUGUCCUGCUAUCACUUUCAAACAACCAGACACCUUUUGUCCCGAGCCAGAGGGAGACAAACGCCACUUUAAAGGACAGCCCUCAAACUCAGAUGUCGUCUUGGAUUGCCAGAUCCACCAGUAAUGGCAACCUUGCUCCAAACCAGAUGCCCGCUGAGAUAACUGCCUCAAAAAUAUCGCUUGUUGAGGCGGUGAAAGAGUCAAAACCUGACUCCCCACAAUCCAGGAUUUAUACCUCAAAGGCAACAUUUUAUGAGAUCUCUAAACCCCCCUCCAUGCAGGACCUCACAGUAAUAAACCCUACCUACCAUGGAGCAUCAAUAAAUAGAGACAAAACAAAAGUGCCGGUCUUGAAAACUGAUCAGAAAAUGUCUGUAACCAGGACCCAAAGUGGAAGACCUAAGACUCCCUCCGGCAGACCGUCUCAAAUAUCCACACCCACUUUUGAAAUAUCCAGACCUAACCCGCUUUUAUUUGCUGCAAGUCCUGAUUUACAAGCUCCUGCUAUUGCUAAAGAGACUCCACAGAAUACAUUAUUAAUUCAAGCUAGUGUUAAACAUAGUAAACCUCUUACUUCCACAGAAGAGCCGAAGCAAACUGAUGCUAAUCAAAUAACUUCCAUCAAGCAAAGCAGCAAUUACAAAGAGAUAGAGAACCAGCACACCCGAAGGAGUACAAUUAAUUUAAGUGUUGCCAAUACCGAACUGUAUCCCAGAGAGAAUUUAGCAUCAAGUAUCACUGCACCUGGAUCUGUUGUGGUCAAACCAACAUUGAUGGAACCUGUCGAACCACAGCUAAAAACAGACCAAGUUGCAGGGAGGGAAGCUUCAUCUUUUCCAAAGGUUCCAUCAUUUCUGUCAGUUCCAAACACCUCCAAUCUCAAACCAACACUGGUGAUUUCAAUGCAAGCACCAACAAGUCCAAGCCCCCUGUCGACCACAAAUCGUCCUCCUGUGUUUGAGGCACGCAAAUCCUUGUCAUCCUUAUUGGAAACUCAAAUGACGUUAGCGACCUCCAAGCCCAAAUCCCGAUCGACUUAUUAUGGCCUUACUCCAUCUGAGUAUGCUGCCUUUGGUGGAUUUAGGAAUGUAGCAGCACAUCACAGCCCUGUUACCCGCAGGUCUAAAGAAACCUUGUCAAACCAGUCACAGUCGGAAGUAGCAGUUGAUCCAUCACACAUCUCUAAGUUUGAUGCAACAAAACAAAUCAAUGGAAAGCAAGAUCUUCUCUCUUCAGUGGAGGUUUCUGCUGCUCACGCUUUACAGUCUCUGUUGCCUCCAACAGAUUCACAACGUCCAGAGGAACUGAUGGUCACAUGUAGAAAAUAUCUGUUUGAGGAAAGUCUCUCAGGAGCUCAAAGUUUUGGAAUACAAUCACUUAAAACAUCUAGUGUGAACACUUUAAAACCUGAGUUUCCUCUUGGCUUGUCACAGAAAACAAUGCAGCAAUCCACAAGUGACGUGUCCACACCACAAGCCUCAUACUCUGAGGCCCCAAUACCUACAGCAGGUGAGGUACACGCACAAAGUGCAGCACUAUUUUCCAUGGCUAAAUCACUAUUUACAACUCCAUGCCUGACUGACAGCAGUGGAAAGUUGGGUUCUUACUCAACGUUAGUCAAAGUAGAUCCAAAUGUAGAUACACAGCUGAUUGCAAAAGGGAAAGAUGCUGAUCAUGAGAACCGGGUUGUUCAAUCUCUUGCUACAGAGAAAGGGCUCAAAUUUUUAGGGAGUGUCAUCACAAAUGGUGCGUCCAUCUUAGGAACACAACAAAGCACCAAACUGGCGUCAGAAACACUGCGGCCCAGUAGAGUGGCUACUGAAACCGUCGCACCUAAACGGAGAGAAGUAGUUAACCAGCAAAUCAAAGCAAACAGGGAGGAUAUUGGACCCAACAAGACAAACAGGGGAAACAAUUUGCCUUCUAAUGCUGCCGGUACAGAAUGUGUACCUGACAAAACAAGCUCUGAGCAACAAUUCUCGAAUAUAUUCUCUAAAGAACCAGAUUCUGCUAAGACAGUGCCCAUGCUGCAACAUGAGCCAGUUACAGCUUAUAUAUGUUCUGCACAGUCCAACAUCCUCGGCGCCAAAACUCAAACUUACAGUCAAACUGUUGAAAACAAGAUGAACUUACCCAGAACAGUUCUCUCGUUGAUACAACCUCAAGCACCAACCGUUGUAAACCCAUAUCCUGAAAAUACUACACCACAGAGUAAACCCAACCGAGAACCCAAACACCCAGGCCUGUCCAUCACUGCAAGCAAAUCGCCCACUAUAUCAGACACUAAACCAUCUGUCAAAAGUGAGACAGAACAACCAAAAGUGCAAACAAGAGAUCCCCAAAAGACAAUCAAAAUGAAUGAUAGUGUACUUCUUAACACACAGAGUAGCAUGAGAACCAUUGGCCAAGAUAAAGUUGUUGAAGGAAAAAGUUUCAACACAAACUCAAGCAAAACGACGGUAGAAAUUAAACAAGCCAAUGAAACAAGUCUUAACAUAUCUGCUAAAAAUGCAAUACUCUUUAGUCAAGCUAGUAUAGAUGCCAAACAACCAACUAAUAGUAAUAUUAACACUAACAGGGUCAGCAGCUCAUCACUAGACCUCCACAACUUGUUGUAUCCACAACUCAACCGUGAAAAAGUCAGUUCACUGACAGCGAAAGUGGAAGCAGAAGAAAGUAAAUUAAAACAAGCUUCAAGUCUUUCAACAGGAAAUGUAGAGCUUACCUCACUGAGUAGUGAAACCAAGUUAUCAGACCAACAAGGAUUAAUAACUGUUAAUAGGUUUUCCACAGACACAUUCUCACCUGGACAACCAGGAGGUUUAGAGGCUGUUCAUCACCUCAAACCUGUUGCAGAAACUGCACAGUCAAACAGAUCUAGUUUUGGCAGCAAUGCUCACGGGGUUACUGAAGCUAAACUCACCAAAAAGCCCACAACAGAAACUAUUUUGCCAAUCCUGACAGAUCCAGCAGAGGGCAGUAAACCAACAUUUAAUACUGGACGGGUCAGUAGACCAGGAGUGCCGUCGAGCCCAACCAUGAGGCGAGUAGCACCGAGGAGCCCUCAGCUGAGAUCAGAUAGACCUGGUAGUCAGUCCACAACUAAAGUACCCAUUGAUGAAAAAUCUCUUUCUGGCUCUUUUGCCCAAACAAGGGUCAACAUUAACUCUGAUGGAAAACACAUAUCCAACCUUCUCGCUGACCAAAGGUCAUCGGAAGCAUCCUCACCUCAAGUAACUAAAACUGCUGUAAAAGAACAAUCACCUUUAAUCAAGCCAAUUACUGAGAGUAAAUCUGAAUCAAGUCCAACUCCAAGAACUAAGCACUCUGUCACAACCAGUGCCGUGUCAACAUCUUCCAUCUCCACUGGUUGUAUAACAGCAGACAUAUCUAAAGUCAGUGUAGAACAGCAAAUCAUUACAGUGCCAGGUCAUAUCAUGCCGUCCCAAGAGAAUGUUAAAACUGUAGUGAGCUCUCAGUCUGAACUGAAACUGUUCCGGCAAUCUGUCAUUGAAACAAAGAAAUCUAGCAGCCGCACUUUAAAUAGUCAAACCUUCUCACAAGCUGCUGUAAAUACCUAUGCUGCAACUAAUAUUCAGAUCCUUAGUGAAGCCAACAGAGAUUUUAGAACCCCUGUUAGCCCUCUUACAGUAACUAAACCUUGGACGGAAACAAGAGCUUCCCCGCGGCCCGAACCACGGGUGAGGAGCACACCUAUACGAACAUAUACUCCAACCAUAGUUCAGGGCUCUCAAACUCCUGUGUCUUUAAACAACACAACAGAAACAAUACUCUCGUCAGUCAUUAUGGCAGAACAGAUUACUGCCCAGAUUACACCUCUUCAAAAUGAUACAUGUACAAGUGCUGUUCCGUCUUUGGCAAAGACUUUCACAGAGUGUAUCUCAAAACCAGAAAUAAAACCAUCCAAGGACACUUCAGUCCCUGAAGUAAAAGCACAUUCCCCAACACAACAAGUGAAAUCAAACAUAGCAUCAAAUUCUAGUAAGCAGGGAGAACUCCUUUCUACAGAUCCUGUUUUAACCAGUAAACCCACCUUUAAACCAAAACAUCCCAUUAAACAGAUAGAGUCAAGAACCUCCUCUGCCACUGUAGAAUCAAAACCCCCAGUAGUAAAACAAGAUGUAAAGUCAACUCCCCCCGAUCCGGUCCAGAUUAGUAAUGUUCAGUCUUCGUCAGAGCUCCCAGUGCAGAACAUUUCUCCUGCAAAGCCAGCAACAGAUUCUGACAUGAAACCAUCCAUAGUUAAAGCUGCUGUGAUUGACUCUGCCACUCCUGCCUCUCUGCCUCAGGCCUCAGUCUCAGUCAAAGCUCCAUCACCAAACAGAGGAACAUCACCGUCAUCUCAGCAAAAAGCUGGACUCAAAGACAAGGACGUUCCGAAGACCAAAAGGACUCCUGCACCGAUGAACGCCCCAGCAGCCGAACCCUCCACGAAGUCAACGACAUCAACUGCAUCUUCAAUUGCUGAUAAGAAGGUUGUUACAGCAGAGACACCCCCUCAAUCGGCUCAGCCAAGAGCUGUCGAGAAGCCCAAAGGCCUUAAGGGUAGGCUCAGCGGAUGGACACGGCUCAAGAAACACAUGGUUGUCGAGCCAGACGAACCAGAGUUUCCACAGAUUGAGGCCAAAUCUCAGGUCGUCGACAGUGGCAGCAACGAGACAACAGAUGCAGGUGGUAGCGAUAAAUCGGUACCUGACAAGUGUGUCAUUCAGGAUGUGGUCAAGAACACAGAAGCUCCUAUUGCGUUGAAGAUGUGGGACGCCCUCCUCUUUCAUAUGUUCUCCACAAAAGAGCGUAUAAUGCAACAGGUCAACAAUACCAAGAAGGAUUCAGAAGAGAAAAAGGCCUCGAAAGACAAUCAGGCAGAAGUCCCCUCGUUUGUCAGUCGCCUGCCAAUUUUGCUCUACAGUCCCCGAUUUGACGCCAGGAAGCUUAAAGAGGCAGCGGAGAAGCCGCUCACCAAAAUAUCCGCUGUGUUUGAAAGGGGGCUGAUAAAACGCAAGUCUCAGGAGGACGAACACAAGGACUUCAACAGAAAAGCCAGAGGAUUUGGGUCGUCGAAAAAAGUGGAUAUGUAAAAUGAACUGAAGCUUUGAGAGUGAAGAGUGAUUUUUUCUGGUCGGUGAUUUAUUGUGAGAUCGGUGCAAUGAUCUCAGCAAACUCGAACGAGAAGAAACACAUCGCGAGAAUCUGGAAGAAAACAGACGAGAAACAAUUUCUGCAAUAGAGUUAAUUUUAUGAAUCAGUUAUUGAUUCCUGCCUAACCAACAUCUACUGUUUUCUAAUUGUUUGAGCAAUAGUAUUUCCAUUGGUAAUUUAAAAUAAAAAUGUCUUUGUAAAAUGGAUUUUUGCAUAUUCUCAGUAUGCGUUACCCGUGAAAACGUCAAGAGGUGAUCCAGGGCGUCUUUGCACUUUUGAUGCUGUGAAAUAAGGAAUAUGAAAAAAAGACAAAGACAGCAAAGAACUCUGAAACUCUACUCGGUUGGAUUUGUCUUGUUUCAUUUGAUGAUGGCGUAGGUUGGAUGUGGUGUUGAAUGAACGAUCUGUAGAAACUCUGAUAAAUUAAAUUAAAUUUGUCAUGCUCCACCUUUUUCUAUUUUUUUUAACGAAGUUGGGCUGUUAGCGUUCACUCCGCUGGUAGGCAGUGUUUUACCUCUGUAACAAAUAGGGCUUUUACAUUCCUGGAACAACAGGGCAGAUGGGUUUAGAGGAUGAAGAUGGAAUGAAGGUUUGAAGUCUGGUCAGAACAGAUUAAGGUUCCUGAAAGUCGGGUGUGGAUGGAAAUGUGAUGGGAGCAGAAAAUACUGAGGCUGGUGCAUUUUGGGACGAAGCAGCGAGGUUCCAUAAACCAGAAAGGUUGUGACAGCAGCAGAAAGAUCUAUGUGAAAGUGACAUUUCAUGGCUUUUGAGGCUUUAGCAGGUGUUAGCAUGUUGCUAUAGAAGCUGUUGUGUUGUUUUCCAUGAGAUGACCAUCAUGAUGUGGAAUUUGUUUUAUAAGAGGGGACUUUAUAAGCUAACUAUUGCCCCAUUUAUUACAUUGAAGCUUCAUCUAUGUAUUUGUUUACUGUGUGAUUUAAAAAAUGCAUAAAGCUGAAA